AUGUCCAAUCUCGCAAACCCGCACAGACGAUAUGUCUUCCCUCUGUUCUUCUGGCAAGGCAACAAACCAAACUUUCAAGACGACGGGGAAAAGCUUCGCGUGGCCCUGAUUGCAAACAGGUCUUCCGACAAUACUUGGUUAAGGUGGCUGGAGUCUAAUAUUCCUCGCGGACAUCUGGGGAUAAGAUGGUACAUUAUCUCAAAAGUUUACGUUUUGCAUUGCACACCAAGAGACCUAAAAUUAACUAGAACCGAUAUCAACCUUUAUGGUCCUGGUUCACACUUCCAAAUCGAGAACUCAUUCCGUCUCACAGGAACCAUCACCUUAGACGUCCGUCUAACAUUGCGGCCGGAGUUGAAAUUCUUCAUCAGUGUUCUAGACCCCAUCUAUAAGUUCAUGAUGGCGGUAAUCCUUUACAAGUUUGCCAACGACAAAGGGGUGCAGAUAUGGUUAGCCGCUACCACGACUAUUCUAGCUAUGAUAGUUUUCGUCUUCACGUUGCGAGAAGUAUCAUAA
Molecule: messenger RNA, 516 nt
Organism: Orbilia oligospora ATCC 24927
Lineage: Eukaryota; Fungi; Ascomycota; Orbiliomycetes; Orbiliales; Orbiliaceae
Exons: 2
Coding region: 1-516 (171 amino acids)
Source: RefSeq, a predicted model, not a curated record